This is a messenger RNA of Pollicipes pollicipes, 2406 nucleotides long. Its product is annotated as inactive hydroxysteroid dehydrogenase-like protein 1. The coding region runs from base 219 to 1187 and encodes 322 amino acids. The transcript is spliced from 6 exons. The record is from RefSeq and is a predicted model, not a curated record. Gene Ontology annotation, molecular function: oxidoreductase activity. NCBI's taxonomy places the organism in Eukaryota, Metazoa, Arthropoda, Thecostraca, Pollicipedomorpha, Pollicipedidae.
UUUUGUUUGUUUUGUGUGCGUCUUCGUUUCGGAUUGCUAUCCUUUGGUGAUUGUGAAGUUUAGUGGGAUCGAAAUUGCCUCAUAAAAUUUAUCUGGUACUUGGCUUAUCGAUGACAAUGCGCUUUAUCUUGUUCUGCUUGUGACAGCGAUUGAGCCGCUAAAUAGCAGGCAGCGAUCGGACUACCUAGCAUGCUCGCGUAAAUUGCGGCAGCCUGGCCAUGUAUGUUGCAUUAGGAAGUGACUCCUUGUCCGCUAUAAAAAAUGCGUUAGCUACCUUUGGAGCUAUAUGCUCAUUAAAAGUAGUCCUUGACCUGAUGAGGUUUGUGAGCUCCCUUAUACGUGGUCACCUGCUUCCAAGAUUUGCUAGCUGCAAUCUGUUGAAGUAUGGAAAAUGGGCAGUGGUGACGGGCUGCACAGACGGCGUGGGGCGUGCCUACGCCCGCGAGCUGGCGCGACGCGGCAGCUCUCUGGUGCUGAUCAGCCGCUCUCAGCAGAAGCUGGACGCAGUCGCCGAGGAGCUCCGUCGGGAGUUCGGCACGGAGACCAUCACGGUGGCUACCGACUUCAGCCACGGCAGGGACGUGUAUGAGCGCAUCGCUGAGAAGACGCGUGACCUCGACAUCGGCAUCCUGGUGAACAACGUUGGCGUCAUGCUGGACUACCCGAUGCCACACGGCGACGUUCCGGAGGAGUCCAUCUGGCGGCACGUGCUGGUGAACGUGGCGCCGGCUGCGGUGCUCAGCCGGCUCCUUCUGCCGGGCAUGGUGGCGCGAGGCCGGGGCGCCGUUGUCAACCUGUCCUCCAGCUCGGCCAUCGGGCCGAUGCCCUACAUGAACAUCUACUCGGCCUCGAAGAAAUUCCUCGAGUUUUUCUCGCGCGGGCUGGCCGCCGAGUACCGGCCGCACGGCAUCACGGUGCAGACAGUGAUGCCGUUCUACAUCGCCACCAACAUGACGUCCUACUCGGACAAGAUCGGACGCACCAGCAUGCUGGUACCGGACGCGGCAACGUUCGCCGACAGCUGCGUGCGCACUCUGGGUCGUCUGGAGUCGACCACCGGCUACUGGACGCACGAGCUGCAGUAUUACGCGUGCUCCAACGUGCCGUCGUGGGUGUGGCUGACCUUGGGCGAGAAGCUGCAGAAGGAGCUGCGUCAAGACGCGCUCCUCAAGCAGAAGCACGCCUAGACGCGCUCCGGCGCCGCAAGGCCCUCCCUCCCCCCUGCCCUGCAAGAGGACAAUGACUGGCCGGCAGCGGGGGCCGCCUCGGACUCGGCCGCCCGCGCGGACUCUCGGCAGCUGCUGUAACGCGGCGGGCGCGAUUGGCCGGAGGUCGUUAGCCCGCCUUGCACCGGCAACCGGCCGGUUUGGAAGAGAGUCGUGACACAGUUGUGGUGCUGCCCUGACGAGUCCGGCGCGCGCGCCGCUGCGUCCUGCUGCGCCACGGCGUCGCGGCCGCCACACGAAGAGACAAGGUUAUCGAAUGCUAGUUACCAGCUGCGGGGUGUGGCGCCUUCCAAAUCGGUCAGCUGUGGAACAGUUAACCUGAUUUGCAUGGGUUACACACGUACGAUGACUCAUGACACUUAGGCACCGCGUAGAUCCGACCAAAAUACUGUGCUGGAACAGCACCACUGCAGUCGUCCUGCGCUAUGCUGUAUCUCAAAUUACGUGUUACUCAUGUGAUUUCACUAUGCUAAUAAACUAUUGAACUGCCACGCACAUUGCCGCCUUUCGUUGCAGCCGGGGCGUGGGCUGCAGGACGGUGUGGUGCUCGCCGGCUCUUGCGGCACGUGCCCGUCCUGCAGUUUAGUCUGAUUUUGCAGCGACCGAGCCGGCCGAUGGGGCAGCCGUAGCGCCUGGCGCCGGCCGGCCUCCAAGGCAACGGCGCCGCCGGCUGCCUGACUGUCUCGUAAUGGCACACAAUGGCGAGCGUGGUGCGUCUAGGUACUACAGAUAGGCCAUUUCGUUCGGUGGAGAUUGCGGCAGUUUCAAUACAGUUACCGUGCAGGCUUUGGGCAUAGUAACUAUGAUCGUUGGGUGGUUCGGAUCGCAGGGCUCGUUCUGCUGCACCAGUGAAAGUGUGUCGCGUCUCCACCGCGUGGAGUUCAGCGGCUUAGAGCUCCAGGCAGCCAUGUUGCAAGUGACUGUCGUCGUUCAUCAGAAUUGUAGCGCUAUCCUCUGUACAGAUAAGAUGGUCGAAAAUGAGCGUUAUCGUCAUGCAGUGAACGUGCGGAAAUGAACUCAAAUGCCGGUGGCGCGGGCGUCACGUGCAGUGCCACCGUUCUGCUCUCAUUGAACGUUGCAGUGUAUGUUGCCUUUGGCUGCACUCGAUUAUGAGCUUACUGGUCGCCCAUCCGUUCUCGCUACGUUGAUACCACCAGUUUGAAUAAAUACUGAAGCGAAU